AUGUUUGAAGCACCACAUAACGAAUCUCUUCCUGAAUUAUUAAAUCACAUUACAGUUCAAAUCAGCCGUUCUCUGGCGGUUUUUAUUUUCCUGUUUGGUUUUGUCGGAAAUAUUCUCAAUAUUCUUGUUCUCUCCCAACGAUCUUAUCGUUCUAAUUCAAGUGCUUGGCUUUUUAUAUCUUUAUCCAUUGUUAAUCUUAUUUCUCUUAUAUCUGGCCUUGGUACAAUAAUGAUUGGUGGUUGGACGAAAAAUCCAACCGAUUAUAUUGGAGUGGUUUGUAAACUUCGUGCUUUUUUUGUAUUUUCAACAAGAACAAUCUCUACGUGGUUAAUAGUAUUAGCCACUAUAGAUCGAUGGCUUUUAUCAAGUAUCAGUGUUCGUCGUCGACAGAAAAGCUCAUUGAAGAAUGUUCAAAAGUGGACCGUAGUUAUUAUCGUUCUUUCAAUUCUUCUCUAUUCUCAACAAUUGUAUUGUUAUGAAGCCAAUCUUAUCGACACUCCUUUGAAAUGUUAUGGUAAAACAAUUGUAUGUCGUUAUUGCACUGAUUUAUCACUUGCUAUAGUUACAGUAUCAGCUCCGUUAAUUCUCAUGGUUUUAUUUGGUUCACUAAUUAUUUCAAAUGUACGUCAAUCUCAACGUCGUAUUCAAACAUUAGCAUUACGGAAUGUCGCAUCUACUACGAAUAAGUCGUUGCCAUCAAAUGCUGAAAGUGCAGAGAGAAAAUUCAAACAGAAAAUAGAACAUAGCCUUCUUCGAAUGCUGCUUUCGCAAGUUAUUCUUAUUGGUAUCUUCACCCUUCCAUUGUGUCUUGACAAAUUUUAUUCAUCAGUCUCUGGUGACAAUGGAUCUCACGUGGAAUUGGCCAUUAAUGCCUUCGUAUACGAUUUAGCCAUUUUGGUUUACGAUAUAUCGAAUGGAAUACCUUUCUAUAUUUAUACAUUAUGUGGUGGGAUUGUGUUUCGAAAAGCAUUGUAUGAUUUUAUUAUGUUGACGAAACGAAAAUUUCAAUGUCACUAA
Molecule: messenger RNA, 1017 nt
Organism: Rotaria sp. Silwood2
Lineage: Eukaryota; Metazoa; Rotifera; Eurotatoria; Philodinida; Philodinidae
Source: the annotation of a GenBank genome assembly